Molecule: messenger RNA, 1451 nt
Organism: Stylophora pistillata
Lineage: Eukaryota; Metazoa; Cnidaria; Anthozoa; Scleractinia; Pocilloporidae
Product: coiled-coil domain-containing protein 166
Source: RefSeq, a predicted model, not a curated record
CGAUAACGACCGAUCAUUAUUGUUUACAUCGAUCGACGUAAUACUUGGUCCCAGUAAAAGAAAUAAAGAUGCCAGCUAAAAAGAAAGGUAAAAAGAAGGCAAAAGGAAGUAGCAAAGGUGAAAAAGGAGGGGAAGAAGGUGGAGGAAAGCCUGAACCUACGGGAAAAGAGCAGGAACUGAGAAGAGAACUGGAAGUUUUAACAGAAAAAUUAUCAAAUCUAAAGCGAGAGGUUGAAGAACUAAGAAAGGAAAAUGAAUGGCUUCAGGAAGAGGCUCAACAAACUCGACUAGAAAGUCACGAGUACAUGUCCUACAUGGCUAAAAAGACACAGAAGAGACAAACAACAAUAAUAUCACUAAGUGACAGCAAUCAGCAAGAAUUGGAGAACAUCAAACAGCAGAGAGAGCAGAUGUUAAAUGAAUAUCAGGAGAAGAAACAAGCUUUGAAGCAACUUAUGCUUGAGAAAGAGGCUGAGCUUGCCCUGACAAAUAACGAGCUGGCUGAAUUGGAAGAGUAUCAGACUCUUCAGCGUGAUCAAAAGGUAGAGAUUGCACAUCUGGAGGAGGAAGUUCACAAGAUGAGAGGAAAACACUCAGAAGCAAUACAAAAGCUUAAAUCACAGUUUUUACGAGAGAAAAGAAACUAUCAAAGGGAAUCGGAUGACAAGAUUCAAGAAAUGGCUCAACAAGCCUCACAGGAGGCAAAACAGUGUUUGGAUGAGCACACGCACAAGAUAAAAGAUGAAAACCGGCUGUUGCGUAAAGAACUGUUACAACUGAUAAGAAGAACUCGGGCCCUCCAUGAACAUCGCCAAGAACUUGAAGAACAACAUAAAACACUUUUGCAUGAAGUGCAAUACAGUAGAGACCUGAAGAAACUCAGGGGCUCAAGGCAGAACAGGCUUCAUCAAAACUUUGGAAUAAGUAAAGAACAGAGUCAACAGUAAAAACGUUUUUGACCAAAAAAAACUGGGACCAAUUAGAAAACAAGUUGAGAACAUGAAACCUUAUUUAUUCUCACGAUAAAAUGUUUUUAAAGUUUGUUUGGAGAUGUAGUGACCAUUUAUGGAAAAUGUUCUUGUAGAAACAAUAAUCUUAGAAAAUCAUUUAACAAAUUUUGCUGAAAAUGUUACUUCCUCAAUUAAAGAAAUACAGAUUUUUUUUCUCGUGGUAAUCCUAAUGGACUUAGGUACUUGUAUUGCUUAACAGUCAUGAAGAAUCAUUCAAAGUUUGUAGAUUGUAAGAAAGCUUGUUAGAUUUGUCAGCAGAUAGGUGAAACACUCAAUGAGCCUUAGUUGACAAAAAAUGAUAAUUGAACUAUGUGGAAUGCAAUUUGGUCUGAAAAUAAUUAAUUAUACAUAUUAUACAAAUUAUUCAAGCAUGAUUUCAUAUAAAACUUGCUUGACACAAAGCAACUUUAACAUUUAAAUUAAAUAUGAAGUACAGUCAAA